Molecule: messenger RNA, 437 nt
Organism: Rhizophagus irregularis DAOM 181602=DAOM 197198
Lineage: Eukaryota; Fungi; Glomeromycota; Glomeromycetes; Glomerales; Glomeraceae
Source: RefSeq, a predicted model, not a curated record
AUUACUUGCGUUUGAAUCAAAUAUUUUUUAGAAAAAACUUUUUCAUAAUUAAAAUAUUCUGUAUUUUAAAAUAAACCAUGAAAGCUUUUCUUAUUAUUAUAAUUUGUAUUCUUUAUUUAGUUGCAUGUAUUUGUUCAGAAAUUUGGUAUUUGGUAAUUUUACAUAAAAUUGGAGGUUAUGAUUCUGGAAUAUAUCCAGGAAAGGCUUAUUUGAUAUAUUCAGAUACUUUAUAUUUUAUUGGAAUUCUUUUUUCAUUAAUAUUCAUAUUAUUUUGUGUACAUGGUAGCAGUAUUACUAACACCAAUCUAAUGAUGCCUAUUGUAUCUAUAAGCUGGGUCAUUUUUAUAUCUAAUACGAUUAUUAAUAUUAUUUCGUGUAAGUUUAUAUAAAUCUUUAUAAUAAAUAAUUUAAUUAUAUUAUUUCUCUUUAUUAAUAAA